This is a messenger RNA of Lobosporangium transversale, 1020 nucleotides long. RefSeq lists its product as hypothetical. Bases 205 to 930 code for a protein of 241 amino acids. The record is from RefSeq and is a predicted model, not a curated record. NCBI's taxonomy places the organism in Eukaryota, Fungi, Mortierellomycota, Mortierellomycetes, Mortierellales, Mortierellaceae. The transcript has a single exon.
AAUACUCUCUUCUCCACACUUCGUUGCUUCUCUUUUCUCCUCCUCCCGCCCUUUUAAUCCUCUUUUCCGUUUUCGUACUUUACUCUCUCUCCUGACAUCAUCACUUCCUGCAUGAGAUACGGUUCUUUACACCCAGCUCUCCUCUCUCAUUUUUUUCUCCACUCCUUGUACAACCAAUCAAUUUAAAUAAGCUCUUACUCUUCAAUGGCCGGUCGAAAACCACCAACGGAUGGAUUGACCACAAGGCAUGUCAUUUACCUUGUCGUCAUGCACAUGAUUGGUGCAAUGAUUCUAGAUGGCGGCAUUAAUUUUGGACUUGCCACUGCAAUGUACAAGAAUGGUAGCAAAGCUGUCAAACUCUGGCCUUUGCCACAGACCUUGGCAGGGGAUGCUGCUGUUACCAUCAUUAUCCAACAAGCUCUUACUUGGAUUUUAGACAGACGUGCUGUCGGUGGAGACCUCAAGAAAGGUUUGGUGGCGCCUUUGAAGAUGCCCAAGAACGCUCAUCCGAUCAUCCGUUGGUUUGUGGGUCUGGAACAUAUUAGUGCUGAUGUGCCCAAGAACACUCUGGCUAACAAAGUCGCUCAUUUAUUUCGUUUCCAUGGCCCCCGCAUUGCCGUCUUGAUCCUGGCAACAUUUAUUUUGUAUUGGCCUAUUACGAUCGGCAUCCUGUCAGGUCUGAAGAUCCAUGGUGUGGGCAAGGAUUACAGCGGCCUAGGGGGUGACUUUAACCUUUGGCCACUUCCAGAGAUCUUCAAGGGUGUAUACGGCUUCGCAGUAGGCUUGACAACGCCCUUUGUCAGCUACAUUGCACUCAUCUAUGAAGGAGAGACAGUGACUGAGGAGACAAACUCAGAUCUGACAGAACUGUCAACGAGCGCAGGGAAGGACAUUGAACUACAAGAGACGGCCGCUUCGAAUGGUGUAUAAAUAUUGCUCUCAGAUUUUAUAAAUAGUCCCUUUUCACUGUAUUAAGUAUAAUUUAAAAAGAAGGCGGCAUUUCGAGAAGUGUUUAAUGAG